This is a messenger RNA of Coniosporium apollinis CBS 100218, 4233 nucleotides long. RefSeq lists its product as uncharacterized. The transcript has 7 exons. NCBI's taxonomy places the organism in Eukaryota, Fungi, Ascomycota, Dothideomycetes. The record is from RefSeq and is a predicted model, not a curated record. Bases 1 to 4233 code for a protein of 1410 amino acids.
AUGUCAGACAUUCGGCUAAAUGCUUCAUCCUGCUCGCAGUCUUUCCAUGAGCUUUGUACCUCGCUCCGCGAAGCAGCACCAGCUAUUCGAAAUUUGCUUCAACCUUCCAGCCUCGAAGAUGAGUACGGACGGUUUAGAGUCUGGGCCGCCAAUCUGGGCGUGCUCCAAAAGGGUCAUAGCUCGCUUGACUACAGAUUGCGGGCGUCACCGUUACUGAACACGAACGUUAUCAAGCUGCUCAAGGAGCUGCAACUGAAUUUAAAGGAAGCAAUUGCAGUUGUUCGUGGCUCGAGGUUGCCCUACGAGCAGCAGGCGGAAGACUCCAACGAUACUGAUAGCGAUGUAUCCGAUGACUCGUCCGUAGUAGACAGCAGCAAUGGAGAAGGGCCACAAACGGAGCUGGAGCAGCGCUUCCUGGAGUUGACCGACAUCAACGACAACUUGUAUAAGCUGUCCAUAAGCAUUCGAACCCCUACGUUGGCGUCACGUUCCUUAAAAGCAGGAACUUUCAAACAAGUUGACAGAGAGACGAAUAUCGAUGUUUUCUCUGGUAUUCAUGGAUACGCCGCCUUUGAUCGACGGUUUACACGUGAAGUUGCGAAGGAUCUUCGUCGAACUGCGGGCAACAAGCUUCAAGAGGAUGACUUUUUGAUUGAGCGGCUUGCGCGAGCAAUCACGAAGCGUCGGCAACACUUCAGGUAUUGGCGGAAGCACCGCGAGAAGCUCGCUGAUCUCCCAAAAGACGAUGCGUACACAUCCAGAGCGACCGAAACGCAGGACCAAGCCGAUGUGAGGAACAUUUCUCGUGAGGUAGAGCAGCUCCCGGAAGCCAUAAAAAUUGAUUGCGUCCCGGCAAGUGAGGCGGCGACUAAAACUCUCAUGUCUGGCACCGAAGCUACUGCGCACCAUCGCACGCUGGACGACGCAGUUGACAGCCAAUCCGUGACAUCAAUUGCGACAACCACACGAGAUGUCAGCGGUCCCACUGUUGAUCUACCUCCACCUCCAACGUCCGCUACCGGACGCACAUACUCCAAGAUCUCCAACCUUACGUGUGUACGUACAGCGACUGCGCUGAUCCUGAACAAUUCUUUCGAACCCGUCGUGAAUGGACAGAUCACGAAAGCUGCGUACAUCGGAAGCUUUGGAGAUGUCCGGCACAUUCAGAUUGCGUGUAUAAAUCUCCUGCAGCCUUCGAGAACCACAUCCGCGCAAGCCAUCCAGAACUUCUCUCAGAGCAGCAAAUCCGCAGUUUACUUUCUGUGGGGGAGACUACCGGUAUCGAUGAGCGUAAAUCUUGUCCUACUUGCCGCCUUUGCGCUUCCAAGAGAUGCUCAGACCGCAGAAGAUUGCUCUGGAGCCUCCAACGACGCCUUACAAGGUCGCAGCGGCACCGGUUGGUCAUCCAGGGAGAAGAGUUCAAACACAAGUGUAGAGCUUGCGGAUCUGAAUGGUCGAGCAAGGUCAGCGAAGCUCACUACGGACGAAGCAAGCCCCAUCCAAGAAGUCGAAGACCUUCAAUCUCUUGCAUGGUCAGCUUACAGAAAUUAUGUGGACGCUUACAAGCUCUCCAAAGACGCUUACACCGUCUUCGAUGACCCUUCGCCAGAAUUACGCCACCUCAGCAUGUCUAUGUUAGGUCUUCACAUUGCUCUGAAGGACCUUGCUGAAGGAUGGCGCGGUGAUUUGAUACGGUCCGAACAUGCUAGUGCCAUCUGGUCCUGGAGAGCACUGCUUGCUAAGACUGAUAGCUUUCUAAGUCAACCCGCUGCUCUGGCCUCUCCGGCGAAGCUGACCAAGGCUGAGACAGAAUUGACAUCUUUGACGGCAAUAGUUCGGAGUCUAACAGCAGAAUGCAGAAAGUUGAAGGCUGAGGGCUCUGGCACAGAAUUAUCCGUAGAAGCUCUCAAACAAGUGCCGGACGCAACUCUCGAUAAGUUGCGCUCGUUAGGACUUCUAAGCGCUGCACCGGAUGAAACUUCUAGUCUAUCAGAAACGGCAGUCCUACCGGUCGAGCCUCCAGUUCCUGCACAAACGCCAUCCCCAAACUUAGACAGAGAUUCUUCUGCUCCGCUGACUCUGAACAUGAUACCCACGAUUUCUGAGCUGUAUCGCCGCCUGCAGUUGAAUCCAGUGCGGGCGAAGAAGCCGCCAGAUGCGACCUUCAAUCAAAAGAUCUCAGUUUUUCUGUCCGAUUUGACGGAGCUCCAAGUCGAUGCCAUUGUCAACCCUACCGAUAGGUUGCUGGAAAAUUCUCGGGAUAUCGGUACACUAAACUACCGGGUGCAUACCGCGGCUGGUCCUGAUUUAGAGCGUCAAUGCAGAGCGAUCGGUGUUUGUGAGGUCGGGGACGCGGUAAUCACCCUGGCCUACGGUCUACCUUGUCGAAGAGUCAUCCACGCCGUGAGGCCAUAUUACAGGAGAUCUGGCGGCGGAAAGGAUCACGAACGUCUCCUAUGGAGCUGCUAUAUGAGAUCCUUAGAGAUAGCGAUAGCAAACGGUCUUAAGAGCAUAGCGUUCCCAACUCUUAGCGCAGGUGGAUACCGUUUCCCAACCGAAGAAGCUGCUCUAUGCGCCAUCGGCGCCAUUCGUGAGUUCCUCGAUAGUGGCUAUGGAGAGAGCCUGGAAAGAAUCAUAUUCUGCGUCUUCACGAAUGAGGAUUAUGACUGUUACCGGGACUCCAUUCCGCUCUACUUCCCUCCAACUGAUCUCGUUUCUGAGACUCACCAUGCGAGCGUGACUGAAAGUGAGGGCAUUGCGCUUGGUCCAAGGCCGCAGCAGGAGCUGGACUUCCCACUAGAGGAUGACCUGGAGCUCACACCGGAGAACCAUGAGCGCUGCAUAGAUUGCCAGCUUCAAACACCCCGGCUGCCAGAGCAGGAGGAGCAGCCAGACACAGAGAGCAUGCUCAAGUCACGCGACGCUCGCGUUGGGAUUGUCGAACCGGCAAAGGCGUUCUCGCCACCACAUCCUGUCAAGGGGAUACUCCGAAAACCUACAAAGGAAUUUCCUGAAGACCUGAAUCCGACUGUGGAAGGCGUUGCGCUCCUAAAAGACGCAAAGAAGGACAAGAACAUCCCACGUGGCGCUCGCUGGACCAAGAUCGACCGCAAACUCGUCAGCCCCCAAGCGCUCGAGGAGGCCAACGAACGGUUCGUGGAGCGCAUGGACUCGGUGAUCGUGCUCCGGGUUCUCACGAAAGCGGAGAUUCAGAAGUUCGCAGAUCGCACGGCAGAGAUCAGCAGCCGCAAUCAAAGUUCAGCAGGCAAGAUUUUUCCGGCCGGGCAAGGACCUUCAGGCACAUUUGACCAUGGUGACUCCCAAGGCCGCAUCACGUACGACCGCACGGCCGAUCCGGAGUCCAGCUUGGCGACGCUCUCCUUGUUUCUUAAGACCGCUAUUUUCUCCGUCAAUGAUAGCCAUGCUAUCAUCCAAUCCAAGUACGGUGUUGACGAAGGCAUCGAAUCUUUACGCUCUACGCUACUGAAUCUCGCCUUGGUUGUUGAAGACCUGAAAGAGCAUUGCAACAGCCUUAGAGAGGGACAAGUUCCUCUACAUUGGUCUGGCAUUAUCCGCUCAACAGCCCUUCUCUUGGCAAGAGACUUGGAACAUCUGCAUGAGGAUAUCUCGGCCAUGACUCCCCUCGCACAGCGCAUCGAGUCCAUGCCUUCGGGGUACAAGCACUCGGUGACUGCUGCUGCAGGACAACCCUCCCUUGGCGCUCAGGACGGCCCUGUGAUGGAAUUUUUUGAAGCCGUAUCAAGGCUUCUUCCAACAACGUUGAAGUUGUACACCCGGUUGUCUCAAAGGCUCAAGCUCGUCCAUACGCAAAACCGAGACAUCGACCGGCUGCGCGACACUCUAACAACGCUAGCAUAUCUCAUGGCGGACAUCCGAGAUGAUUAUAGCAUCCUUGGUACAGCACGCACUUCCGUCGCAGAGGAGCUGCAGAGCUCGACCACGGGCAUUAUGGGUGUCUUGAAUGAGCUCCAAGUUGAGGUAGCGAAAGAAUACGAAUGGACCAGAGAGCAUACCUCAUAUAUCCCACGUCUCACUCCAGCCAAGAUAAGUUCUUACGAGAGGCAGCUCUCAAUAGGUAGAUCAGACUUGGCCAUCCUGCGGGAGCAAAUGCAGCUGGAACUUGCCAACUUUCAACAUACGACUUCUGAAAUCGCACCAGAAAGUGCUCCUCAAGCCAGCAGCGCUGCAAAAUCCGCAAAGCAAGAAGGCUAG